Radiomyces spectabilis is the source of this 382-nucleotide messenger RNA. RefSeq lists its product as uncharacterized. NCBI's taxonomy places the organism in Eukaryota, Fungi, Mucoromycota, Mucoromycetes, Mucorales, Radiomycetaceae. Bases 66 to 275 code for a protein of 69 amino acids. The record is from RefSeq and is a predicted model, not a curated record. The transcript has 2 exons.
GUCAAAAGACAUGGCAAAAGCUCAUCUCAAAAGCAAAGUGCAAAAGAAAUAAAAUCAAGAGGUGGAUGAUAAUGGACUUGCAAAAGUUUAAAGUCUCACUCGGGGCUUUGACACCGUUCCUCUUCAUCAUGGAUUUUGCGACGUGCCUUAGAGUAACCACCGUUAUCAAUUCAAAGCAGGUCGUUUCGUUGCUACGAGCUGUCGUUUUCAAUCAUGGGACGGAGUUCCUUUUCCUUUUUCGCAGGAGGUGCAGACCGAUGCAAAAGGGUCUGUAACAAUCGUAAAGUGCAAGGGAAAGACGGCGGUAUGUAGAUCUAGUUGUGGGUUUCUGCAUUAGGCCGAAGCAAUAUCAAUAUAGAACACUGAUGCAAACGAAUUCUUG